AUGUCGAAUGGAGUGGGAAAAGUUUAUUUCGGAAAAAUGGGAGUAGAAAAUUGUGGCGUUUGGGAGAAGGAAGAGGAGGAGGAGGAGAAGGAGGAGAAGGAGGAGGAGGAGGUGGUGGUCGUGAAUAAGGAGGGUGAGAAGGGCAAGAGAGGGAGCGGCCAUACGAGAUGGACAAGUGGGAAGAGAAAGCGCCUGAGAUAUGAGAUCUGUGUGAGCAGAGGCACGCAGAGGAGAGGAGAAUAUUUCGGGUGA
Molecule: messenger RNA, 252 nt
Organism: Protopolystoma xenopodis
Lineage: Eukaryota; Metazoa; Platyhelminthes; Monogenea; Polystomatidea; Polystomatidae
Source: the annotation of a GenBank genome assembly